Messenger RNA from Hemicordylus capensis (graceful crag lizard), 2887 nucleotides. It is a transcript of the gene INTS13, whose product is annotated as integrator complex subunit 13. Lineage: Eukaryota; Metazoa; Chordata; Lepidosauria; Squamata; Cordylidae. The record is from RefSeq and is a predicted model, not a curated record. Gene Ontology annotation, cellular component: integrator complex. Gene Ontology annotation, biological process: centrosome localization; regulation of mitotic cell cycle. The coding region runs from base 290 to 1897 and encodes 535 amino acids. The transcript is spliced from 15 exons.
GCGGUUGCGGUGGCUGAGACGCCAGCCGGACUUAAUGGGCAGGUUUUAAAUGGGUUAAUAGAGAGUGGUUGGUUCAUUUGCCCCCUUAAAUUUUCUUUAGCGGGGAGAGGUGAGUUCGAGAUUUGCCUGGAGGAAAUGGAGGCUGGUGGGGCCCCCACCGGGCUUUCUCACUCUGUGCAAUAGCUUUUCCUCUCUCGGCACAGCAGCCGGGCCUGAGCUGAGGGGGCUCUAGAACUGCCGCUGGUGUCAGAAACCGCUUCCUGAGAGAAGAAACGGCCUACAAAAGAAAAUGAAACUUUUUUCAGAGUCGCACAAAACAGUCUUUGUGGUGGAUCACUGCCCUUAUAUGGCAGAAUCUUGCCGACAACAUGUUGAGUUUGAUAUGUUAAUAAAGAAUCGGACCCAAGGAAUCAUACCUCUCGCACCCAUAUCAAGAUCACUAUGGACCUGUUCAGUGGAAUCUUCCAUGGAAUACUGUAGAAUAAUGUAUGAUAUAUUUCCUUUUAAAAAACUAGUUAACUUCAUUGUAAGUGAUUCUGGACCUCAUGUCUUAAACUCUUGGAACCAAGAAGAUCAAAAUUUGCAGGAGUUAAUGGCGGCAUUAGCUGCUGUUGGACCUCCCAAUCCUCGUGCAGACCCUGAAUGCUGCAGUAUACUUCAUGGCUUAGUUGCUGCUGUAGAAGCACUCUGCAAAAUUACUGAAUACCAGCACGAUGCCCGAACCAUGUUAAUGGAGAAUGCUGACCGUGUUGGAAACAGAGGACGAAUAAUCUGUAUUACUAAUGCAAAGAGUGAUAGCCAUGUACGAAUGCUUGAGGACUUUGUCCAAGAAACUAUACAUGAACAUAACAAGCUAGCAGCUAAUUCAGAUCAUCUUAUGCAGAUUCAAAAAUGUGAACUGGUCUUAAUUCAUACCUAUCCUUCUGGGGAGGAAAGCCUUGUGUCAGAUCGUCUAAAAAAAGAGCUCUCUUCUGUCUUAACCAGUGAAGUACAUAGUGUUCGGGCUGGACGGCCUCUGGCUACCAGACUGAAUGUUUUAGUACAGCAACAUUUUGAUCUGGCUUCAACGACUAUUACUAACAUCCCUAUGAAGCCCACAUUCAAUGUCUGUGACCAGGAAGAACAGCAUGCCAAUACCUCUGCCAAUUAUGAUGUGGAACUGCUUCAUCACAAGGAAGCACAUGUAGACUUUUUAAAAAGUGGUGAUAAUCAUAUGGGCAGCAGUAGCAAAGAGGGCACAUUUAAAGAAACCGUAACUUUAAAAUGGUGUACACCGAGAACAAACAGCGUUGAACUGCAUUAUUGCACUGGAGCAUACAGAAUAUCACCUGUAGAUGUAAAUAGUCGACCUUCCUCUUGCCUUACAAACUUUCUUCUUAAUGGCCGUUCUGUGUUGCUGGAACAACCACGGAAGUCUGGCUCUAAAGUAAUUAGUCAUAUGCUUAGUAGCCACGGAGGAGAAAUUUUUCUGCAUGUAUUAAGCAGUUCUCGAUCCAUUCUGGAAGAUCCUCCUUCAAUUAGUGAAGGUUGUGGUGGUAGAGUCACAGACUACAGAAUUACAGAUUUUGGUGAAUUUAUGCGGGAAAACAGACUAACUCCUUUUCUAGAACCCAGAUAUAAGAAUGAUGAAAGUCUUGAAAUACCUUUGGAACGAGCGAAAGAUCAACUAGAAAAGCAUACUCGAUACUGGCCUAUGAUUAUUUCACAGACUACUAUAUUCAACAUGCAAGCGGUAGUGCCAUUAGCCAGCGUUAUUGUAAAGGAAGCACUAACGGAUGAAGAUGUGCUGAAUUGUCAAAAAACAAUUUACAACUUAGUGGACAUGGAAAGGAAAAAUGAUCCUCUGCCAAUAUCAACAGUUGGAACAAGAGGAAAGGGUCCUAAAAGCACUGUAUGAUGCCCAGUGGGAAAAAAAUCUUUAUUUGAGCCAGAAGAAAAAAAGGUGGAGCCAAACUCAGACCACUACCUUCAUUAAUCCUGCCUCCAGACACAAAGCAACACUAGGCACAGGGAUGUGCCAUCUUAUCCAGAACAGGCUGCACACUGAAUUUCAGAUCAUUGGAGUGCUCAAUCAACAGUGCCUCUGUCUUGUCUGGAUCAAGUCUCAGUUUAUUUUUUUAUUUAUAGUUAUAUUUAUAUAUUGCCUUUCAUUAAAUGUUUCCCAAAGUGGUGCGCCAUCCAUCCAAUUCUGGCACCAAAUACUGGUUUAGGACUUCCAAACACUCCAUGUGAUUAUGGAAAUGAGAGAGAGCAAGAGCUGAGUAAUGUCUGCAUAGUGAUGGCUGCUGAGCCAAACUCUGUAGCUUUAUGAAUAGAUUUAUUGCGAUUGCCAAACUCUGUAGCUGUUAGACAGCAUGGGAAAUGAGAUGGAUGCUUAUGGCACCAUAUAGACCAUUGGGCAUAGAGUAGAGUAGCAGUCUUACCAGCUUCACCUUCUGAGAUCACACUUUGAGGAAAAACCAUUCUCACUGCAAAAUGGUGCUUCUUUAGAUAGUUCAGGAGGAUAUCAUGGUUGAUGGUACCGAGUGCUGAUGAGAGAUUCAGUAGAAUCAACAAGUUGUACUCUCUCUGUCUGGCAAUCCAGGCCUUAUCCAUCUCUGAUCCAGGGCAAAAGCCGGCUUAAAAAGGAUUCAAAUGAUGUCAUUUGGAAUUGGACCACCACAUCAUACUCAGCACUUUCCCCAGAUAUAGCAAAUUUGGCCAUUGGAAGCUGGAUUAAUAUAGUGGCAAUAGUAUAACAACUUCACUUCUCUUCAGAGUUCUAGCCAUCCCAGAAUAUGCUGUUAAAAUGGAUCUGGCAAUCUGAGACAGAAAUGUAGCAAGAAGAUAUUUGAGACAUUUUUAAUCUUUGUUAACGGGAGAACUGUGUGUAUAAGAAUAAACAUUU